AUGCAACUCCCUAUGAGCGGUCUACCUCCCAAACCAGAAAUUAGCAGAACAGCAGGUAGCUGGCCUGAGCCUGCAGACGAUAGGAGGUAUACCAUUACCGUCCCCGACGCGACAACAGAGACAGAGACAGAUCUGACCGCGACCGCGAUCGAGACAGAGAUAGAGAACGAGACAGAGACAGAAGCUAUCACCCUCCCCGCUCACCACCACCACGUUCGCCUCGAGGAAGAGACACCUACACCUCACCUGCUCGAAACGAUACUCACCGCGAGUACCACCACCGUGACGAGCGCUCAAGGGGAGAGAGAGGAUGGGAGCCAGAUAGAAGGACUUCAGACCGUAGGGAUGACAGGGCUUGGACACGCGAUGAGCAUACAGGGAGGGGACGAGGGCGCGGGAGGGGUCGUGUUUCGCCGCGCAGAGGGAAUAUCUACCAUGGUGGAGGAUGCUGGCGAGGCCGCGAUUCGGAGCGAGAUAGGGAUUAUGGAGGGCGGGGAAGAAGUCGGGAGUAUGACAGGAAUCAUCAUGAUAGACGAAGAUUUGAUGAUAGGGAGAGAUCGAGUAUGCACAGAGCUCCGUAUUCUCCACGUCAAGAUUCAAAUGAACGCCGUCGGGAGCACUACUCGCCUACAAGAUCUCCUCGUCGUUCAUAUUCACCCAGACGGUACAGCAGACCGCCUUCUCCUGAUGACAGCAUCCUGCCUCGAAGUCGCUAUUCAGACCACCACGGUGAUGACAGGCGACGCGGGAGUCGGACUCCCAGUCCCCGUCCCUCAAAACGCUCCUUGUCUCGAGAUGUCAAGUCCGAACCGAUGCAUGAAGAAAUGCAUCUUUCGACUUCCCCAGCACACUCCCAACGCUCGCUCCGCGCCACAGACUGAGAAACCAGCCACCAAGUCUGCCUCUCCACAUGUCGAAGCUGAACUUAACGAUGGCCUACACCUUAAAGUCGAGUCAGUCCUUGAAGACAGUCGCUCUCCAGCUUCAAUCUCAAAUGCCAAGGAGGAGCCCGCAGACCAAGAUGGAGACUUCAAAAUGCGUGACCGUUCCCCCGGUCCACCGAGCCACCCACCUUAUCAAACCAUCAAAACGCCACCAACUCCAGCGUCUCCCGCUACAUCUUUCAAACACCCAAUACCAGAAGAACCCUCGGGUGAAAUGUCCAAACCCCUUACAGCGCCCUUCCUACCCCCCUUCACACGCCGGGAAACACUCAAAGAACGCCUAGGCCAAAAAUAUAAAGACGAUCUAUCGCAAAUUGAAACCAUCGAAGCUAGCCGUUCGCGCGCAGCAUCCGAACAAGUGCAAAACUCGAAAGCCGUCCGCCGAGCACUGCAUGAACUGGAAAUGACAACUAUAGAUCUCCGUGCUGCUCAGAUGCGACGCGAGCACGCGGAGAAUCACCGGAAGAAAGCUGCGAGUGCGAAUGGGUUUUUUGAUUUUGAGGCAGAGUUUUCCGGUUCUGUGGCUCGUGCUCCGAGUACUAAUAAUCCCUAG
Suillus bovinus is the source of this 1497-nucleotide messenger RNA. RefSeq lists its product as uncharacterized. Lineage: Eukaryota; Fungi; Basidiomycota; Agaricomycetes; Boletales; Suillaceae. Bases 1 to 1497 code for a protein of 498 amino acids. The transcript has 5 exons. The record is from RefSeq and is a predicted model, not a curated record.